Mycotypha africana is the source of this 1038-nucleotide messenger RNA. RefSeq names its product NMT1/THI5 like-domain-containing protein. NCBI's taxonomy places the organism in Eukaryota, Fungi, Mucoromycota, Mucoromycetes, Mucorales, Mycotyphaceae. Bases 1 to 1038 code for a protein of 345 amino acids. The transcript has 2 exons. Gene Ontology annotation, biological process: thiamine biosynthetic process. The record is from RefSeq and is a predicted model, not a curated record.
AUGCCUUAUCCUAAAAACAAAGUUACUUUCCUCUCCAACUGGACCGCCACUCCCUACCAUGCCCCUUUCUACUUGGCUCAAAAGAUAGGUUAUUUCGAAGAAGAAGGCCUUCAAGUUGCUAUUAUGGAACCAUCCAACCCCUCUGAUGUCACUGAACUCAUCGGUUCCGGUAAGAUCGAUCUUGGUUUGAAGGCUAUGAUCCAUACUAUCGCUGCUAAGGUUCGUGGUCAACCCAUGAUCUCUAUCGGUACUCUUUUGGAUGAGCCCUUCACCGGUAUUAUUCACUUUAAGAACAAGUCUGGUAUCAAGGAAUUCAAGGAUAUCCGUGGCAAGAAGAUCGGCUACGUCGGUGAAUUCGGCAAGAUCCAAUUGGAUGACUUGAUGAAGAACUUCGGUAUGUCUCCCUCCGAUUACACUGCUGUCCGUGUCGGUAUGAAUUGUGUCGAUGCCAUUAAAAAAGGCAUUGUUGAUGCUGGUAUUGGCAUUGAAUGUGUUCAACAAGUUGAGCUUGAAGACUAUGCUGAAGAACAAGGUUGGGGUCGUGAUGCUGUCGAAAUGCUCCGUAUCGACCAUCUUGCUAACUUAGGUUGUUGUUGUUUCUGUUCCAUCAUGUACGUUGGUAACGAAACCUUCGUCAAGGAAAACCCCGAGAAGUGCAGACAAUUCUUACGUGCUGUCAAGAAGGCUACUGACUACUUGGUCAACAACCCCAAGGAGGCCUACAGCAAGUACUGUGAAGUCUUCCCUCGUAUGGACACCAUUACUCAACGUAAGAUCUUCCAACGUUGCUUCCGUUACUUCUCUCGUGAUCUCAAGAACGUCCAACGUGAUUGGAACAAGGUUACUGGCUACUGUAAGCGUCUUGGUAUUGUCGGCGAUGACUUCGAACAAAACAAGACUAACGAGCUCUUCAACUGGCCUCUUCUUCCCGAAGGCCCUGGUGGAGUUGAGCCUGAAACUUUCGAUACUGGUGUUGUUCCCGGUGGUGCUCAGUGCUGUCUUCACCCUGCUAUUUCCAACCCCGUUGGUAUCCUCUAA